GGGCAACCUGUGCCAGUGCCUCACCACCCUCUGGCUGAAGAACUUCCUCCUCAUAUCCAACCUAAACCAUGGCAGAUGGUCUCUGCCAUCCCAUAACUUCACCUACAGCUGAGGAGUUCGCUCUGCUUCUGCAGGGCUUUGGUUGCCUGAUGGAUCGUUGCUGGGAAAUGAGCAGAGUUGUGCUGUCAGGAAAGUAAGGCUUAGGUAAUAAAAUGGCAAACAUAAUUCAGUGUAGAUAAAUGUGAUUCAGAGAGCUUGAAUGUGAGAUUGUGUGCAUCACUUCGUAUAUAAAAUGAUGGGCUGACCCUUAACACUGAAGAAUAAAGUACUGCUGUGGGAGUCAGUCUCAGCAGUGAGCAAAAAGAAGAUCAAACAUGAAGAAGUAUUGGGAAGGAAAUAGAGGAUGAACCAGAACAUAAUUACGGAACUGUAUAAAUCAAUGGCUCUCCCACGUUUUGGAUUCUUUGUGGCUGUUUCUUGUCGUUCAUCUCAAGAGAUACAAAAGAAUUGGAGAAUCCUCAAAGAGAAGCAGUGAGGAUACUCAAGGGGAUGGAAUAGGUGCUGUGCAAGGGGGAGUGGAAUCGGCUCCAUCUCAGCACGGAGGAGGAAUGGCUGGAAGAGAAUGGGAAGAACACACAGUAAUGAGCAGCACAGAGAGGGGCUGGGUGAGAACAGAUCUGCAGAACGAAGGAGCAUCACCUGAACGUGACAGAGGUGCCUCGGAUGGUUGGAAGCACUGAGCUGUCAUUGCUGCUGUUCUUCCCUGCAGACGCUGCUGAAGAUGAAAUGGGGGCUGAGCUCAUUGUCCCACUGCCCACAGCAGUGCUGUUUUACCAUUAGCAAAUUGUGUCCAUUUAAAAACAAACAGACCUUACUAAAACAGGUUCAGUUCCAUGUGAAAUAUUUGCAUUAUGUAGAUUGGAAUUCAGUGGGAGGCUUAUAAGCCUUUCUGCUGGGGCCAUCUUGCAACAUUUCUCAUGAGGUGUUGAGAGGUCAGGAAUCAGGCACUUGUUAGAGGCUUUCCUUGUGUCUACAUUCAAGAGUGCUUGGCUGAAGUCAGUGAAAGCAAAUCGGAGCAUCCACCGACUUCAGUGUAUUUAAAACCCACGUUUGGUACUUCUGAAAAUAAGAUCUGAAUGGGGGUGUAAUCGUGUUUAAUUUUAGGGGCAUUGACUUCACCAACUUCUCUGAGUCCCAGUUUAGAAUAGAGCCUGGAUACCUGCUGGCAUUGCUGCAGAGGCUGCUUGUUUGGCACGAAUACCUGAAAUAUUUCUUCUUGGUGUUGUGACCCAUUUACACUGCGUUGCUCCCAUCUGAGAUGAGAUGGAGGCUGCAGUUCUGCUGCUUCCUGGCUCCUGUAUUGAGGGAGAGCAUUUGGGUGGCUGCUGUCCGUCUGCACCCCAGUGGUUGGGAUGGAGCCGUUGCUGAGAAGCUCUGCCAGCUGGACAUCCCUUUGGGUUUGAAUGAGACAAAUGUCAAAUUCUUUAUUCUUUAUCGAACUCUUCCUCGAUGUACUUUAUUUUCAAGGAAUUUCACUUUAUUUUACCUUGCUUUUCAGCAAAAUGUCUGGAACUGAUGAUUUUUCGUUGGCAGAUGCUUUGCCCGAUCAGUCUCCCGCUAAGACCCCCAAAGUGAGCGGUGCGAAGCCCGGCCAGCAGCCCUCCCAGCCGCCUCAGGGUUGGCCGCCCUCGAAUCCUUGGAACAACCCGAGCGCUCCCCCCGCCGGGCCCUCGGCGCUGCCGCCCAACACCUCCGCUUCCAGCGUGCCCUUCGGACCUCCUCCUACAGGAAUGUAUCCUUCAAUGCCCCCCGGACCGCCUGCUCCAUUUCCUCCUCCUCCUAGCGGACCCUCUUGCCCUCCUCCCGGAGGUCCGUAUCCGCCCCCAGCCGUGCCGGGCCCCGUCCCUCCUGGGCAGUAUCCUCCGCCAAACAUGCCCUUUCCAGAGCUUCCACGACCUUAUGGCGGUCCCACGGAGCCGGCUGCGCCUCCCGCUCCCGUCGGGCCGUGGGGAUCCAUGCCCUCUGCAGCAUGGGGACCGACGAUGGCGGGGCAGUAUCCCGCACCCAGCAUGCCGUAUCCCCCCCCAGGGCCGUACUCUGCUCCUGCCCAGACUCCGGGAGCGGCGCCGACGGUACCGUGGGGCACAGUCCCACCUGGAACGUGGGGACCUUCGCCGCCAGGUCCGUUUCCUCCACCCGCAGGAUCGUACCCGGCUCCAGGACUCUAUCCUACGCCCCCUAAUCCUUUUCAAGUGCCGUCUGGUCCUGCUGGUGCUCCGUCCAUGCCGGGCGGCCCCCAUCCUUACCGUUGAACACGUUCUGGGCAACAAAGUACUGUAGCUUUCCACCUUCAUCCACUACUUACAGAGAUUUUUACAGUUUUUGUUUCAGUAAUGUUUGGGGCUAUGAAGAAUACUUGCCUCUUGUAUGUGCAUUUGAGGUAUGAAGGAGCAAUUUAGCAAUUUGCAUAACAUUAACUUGCUCGUAUGUUGGCGUAAUUGUUUGGUUUAAUGAAAUGAGCUACAGAGAGCAGAAGUAAAACUGAAAUCCGUGGUUCUUACUCUGGCCAAUAUUCCUUGGGAAAAUGAGAGCUGCCAAGUAAGGAUCCUAAAGAAUCAGGCACAAGGACUUGCGAAUCAGAAACAGCUUAAAUUUCCACGAAUGCUUUAAGUCUCGUUGCCGGACUCGUGCUGGUUGUUGAAUGGAUGGAUGGUCGUACCUUGUCUAUUUUCAGGUUAUUCUAAAAUGUCAAUAAAAAGUAUUUCAAGAUUUUUUUUUUUUUUGUCAAGAAAUGUAAUUUUUGAACGUGCUUCAGUAAUGGAAACGACAGAGACGGAGCGCGUGAACUCGAAGGCUUUCUCAGCACUCUGUAAAUCCUGCACACAGUUAAUGGCCCGGUCUGGGACUGCGGAGGAGGAGGAGGAGGCGUGCGUUGAAAUGCUGGGUCUGAGUGGUCGGCGCCCUGCUGCUGUCUGUGCAGUGCAGAGCUGGACGUUGCCGUUCCCUUUCAUGGAGCGCUGUGAGUUUCGUGCAUGCCGAUGAGGACUUCGUUUUGCCAGUUCUCGUUCUGUGGUGGUUGGAGGUUUGACUUGGUCUGUGUAAAGCAUUAACUCCCACGUAGGUAAAGUACCUCCCUAUAUCUAACCUGGGUUCUGGUUGUUUAAAAUUUGACUUGUCUGCCGAGUUGUGUAAACUCAGCGGGUGUUUUCAGAGUCCCUAGAAACUGAACUUGAGCUUAAAAGGUGAAGAAAACCAGCCUGGCCAUUCCCUUCCCAGCAGGUUUUGGCGAGGCUUUUCUUUCUAUCUGCUCCAGCCAUUCCCUUGUGCCAUCCUUACUGCCACAGCUGGGGACGAGCAACUCUCACCGGGGCUCCACUGAACGUGGGAAUGGAGAGCAGCGCUCUGUUCCCGGCCAGGUGCCUGCAUACCUCACUGAGAGCAUAAUUUGGGAUGUUUAGAAGCUGUGUGCUGCUGUGUGGCUGCCCCUGCUCUGGAAGGGGCGCUGCAGGAAGCUUUAUAUUCUUGCCAUAUCUGUGCUGGGGUAACUGCUGGUGCGGCGUUACUGAGGCACAGCCACGCGUUGCUGAGGAACUCUGGUGGCAUUUCAUAGCCUGGAUUUGAGCGUGGACGUUUCGCUUCUCCUCAGGUGGGGAUCUCCUAACUUAGCCUCUGUAGGUAGAAUUAGGAAUCAGUGUUGCUUAACGUGUAGCUCGUUAGGGAGUCUUCGUAUCGUGGAACUGUGAAAGCAAGUUAAUUCGCUUCCUGUACCUUGCCAUGGCUUCCUGCAUGCAUGUGAUGAACUUCAGAACAAGUGGGCUGAGCUGGCAGUGGUGCCUGUUGGCUGUGCCAGCCCAUGGCAGAGCACUGCGGUGUCCCUGCAGGGGAGAGCUGGGGCUCCUUGAGUCUGCCAUGAAAACCGAAGGUACGAGCAUCUCUUGUCUCAGUUAUAGGAAGAUGGCACUGGAGCUGAAGGGAAAUGCUGAACACUUCAGUGUAAAUGCCAGCUCUGACCCUAGGAAUCAGAACCCAAAGUGUCAGUAUUACCUUAAACAAACCCCUUGGCCCCCCAGGCAGCGCACUUCACUUAGAUCUUGGCAAGACCAAUUCCAAAUAAACACAGUAGAACACUGCCUACAUUUGCUCAAGUGCUUUUAAUUUCAAUACCUGCAGCCUUAGGUUAUAAACCAAUGUGAUGAACAACACCUGUCCCAAAGGAGCGGAUCGUGCAGCACCCUCCAGUUCCAAAUUGCGCUCUGUGUCUCUGUGCGGAAUGGGAAGAGGUAGGAAAGGAGAGGGCAGCAAACGUAGCAAGGAAUGACUGCUGGAAGGGGAUUUGUUUUGGUAACCAGGCUUCCAGGUUCUUCCUGAAGUAGGCAGGAUCAAUUACCGGAACAUUUAGGCUAAAAUUCAGUAUAUAUGGGAUGUUUUUUCAAUGUAUAUUCGUAUUUCUUGAGGUCAUGAGAACUGUUUCAUAACCCCUUUGUUUUUGUGAGCCAAGUUCUUUGCAUAGCAGUGAAAAAAAGGGUAUCCCUGUUAAUCUAUUGUGUAAAAACUCAAGUUGUCACUAUAUGCCGUGUAGUAACUUUAUCACAUGUUAUGUCAAGUGUGAGCAACUUCUGGCCUGAAGCUUUUGCAAUGGAAUUUGUCCAUUUCUAUGCAUCGUUUGAGUUAAAUUGCUGAGGAGUUCGUUUUGUGCUUUGAGGUUGACAUACUGCAUUUGUUUACAAUAUGAAAUAUAAGCAAUCACAUCUUUAAAGUAUAGAUUAUCACCUGCUGCUGUAUUUUCUUUAGAUGAAACAAAUAUUGCUGUAUGAUAGUGAGAAGCUAUAAAUACAGGAUUUGAUAUUUUUUUGAAGAUGCUGUCACUUUUGUAUAAGAUUAGACAUUAAACGUAUUUUCAAGAC
Molecule: messenger RNA, 4904 nt
Organism: Centrocercus urophasianus (Greater sage-grouse)
Lineage: Eukaryota; Metazoa; Chordata; Aves; Galliformes; Phasianidae
Gene: MAPK1IP1L
Product: mitogen-activated protein kinase 1 interacting protein 1 like
Exons: 3
Coding region: 1464-2312 (282 amino acids)
Source: RefSeq, a predicted model, not a curated record